AUGAAGCGACGGAUGCGGUUUCUGGUCUUCAUUGUUCCCGUCUCACUGCUGCUGGUAGUUGGCAGUGGGCCGCACCCGGUGACGGCUGAUUUCAUUCAGAACCUCACCAACGGAGUUCGGAUGGCAGGCAAGCUGUUCGGUAUCGAUACGAUAUCGGACGUGGCGGACCUGGUGGCGAAAGGAUUUUCACAGCAAGGAUUCACGUCGAAACCCGAUGUCAGCGCUCCAAUGCAGCAACAAGCAGCAAAUAUGAUGGGGCUCAUGUGGAAAAUGCUCGGGAUGGACGGCAGCAAACUAGGGGCGUUGGUCAUGAAUGCGCUGAUUUUUGUUGCCCACGUGAUUGCUACCAACCUAGGAUCAUUUCGAAAGCCAGCAACGGGUCAGAUUUCUAAGGAAGACGUUCCAAAACUAGAUGAUUCAACAAUAUUGAAGACUGAAUCGCCGCUUGAUUGGCUGUUGCACAAUCCUUCGAAGCAGUUUCGUGCUAUGCUGGAACCGAUUCAAGAGGGCAACAUUACUGACUAUCUUGAGAUGGACUUGCAAAACCUGGAACAAGCCGCCCCCGAGGAUGUAGGUUGUAUCAAACUAUUGGUGUGUAAAAUAAGACCCUUCAUAUGGAAAAUGCAAGAAGUUGUUCGACAACGUUUGGCCGGCAGCACCGGAAGCACAUCGGAAUCAGAGAGAGACUCGGAAAGCAUUGUACAGACAAUCUUCAACAGUGUUCCUAACAUGGAAGAAUUUCAAGCAAACGAGGCAAGUUGUGAAACGAAGUUUAAGCAUUGUGUGCGCUCUUUGAACCGAGCGAAUCUGUACCGCAAGCAGUUGGUGCAUCCGAAAUGCAUCGUAAUGGAGGAUGAGACGUACAUUAAAGUGGACGCAAAGCAGAUUCCCGGCCUGGAGUUUUUCAUCGGCAAGUUCCACCUGGAUGUGCCAGAGAAGUUUCGAAAGAAGUAG
This is a messenger RNA of Sabethes cyaneus, 954 nucleotides long. RefSeq lists its product as uncharacterized. NCBI's taxonomy places the organism in Eukaryota, Metazoa, Arthropoda, Insecta, Diptera, Culicidae. The transcript has 3 exons. The record is from RefSeq and is a predicted model, not a curated record. Bases 1 to 954 code for a protein of 317 amino acids.